AUGGGAGAGUACUACGACGAUCCCGAUGGCGAUGUGUCUGGUAAACUCACCUUCUAUCCCGACUACAUCCUGAACAUCCAUGUCAACCUCUAUGGCUGUGCCAUUUCUGUGAGCGGUGUGAAAUAUUCGCAGCUAAUCCAUGUAGGCAUGAUGAAUUACAAGUUCACUAUCUCUUAUGCUGGGACGGACCUCGCGAACCAGAUCAACGCAUGUAAGAGUUCUAAAAUUACCAUUAAAGAUUUUGACGAACCCUUGUUAUACACAUAUAGAACUAUUGAGCCCAAGAGGAACAGUAUAACUACCAGUUGGGGCCCGACCACAGGAUUGUUCUUCCAUGAGAACUGA
Perkinsus marinus ATCC 50983 is the source of this 345-nucleotide messenger RNA. RefSeq lists its product as hypothetical. Lineage: Eukaryota; Perkinsozoa; Perkinsida; Perkinsidae. The record is from RefSeq and is a predicted model, not a curated record. Bases 1 to 345 code for a protein of 114 amino acids. The transcript has a single exon.